Cricetulus griseus (Chinese hamster) is the source of this 689-nucleotide messenger RNA. Lineage: Eukaryota; Metazoa; Chordata; Mammalia; Rodentia; Cricetidae. The record is from RefSeq and is a predicted model, not a curated record.
ACACUGGAUGACCAAGGCCCAAUGGCAGUUCGGUGCACAGAAGAGGGUCCUGGACCUGGGAUCUUCGGAACAGAGUUGGGAGACCAGCGGCAACCUAUCUCUCAGUUCCAGCGCUGGUGCUGCCUGCAACACGGCUGUGCAAUACUGGGAGCCCUGGGACUGCUGGCUGGAGCUGGUGUUGGCUCAUGGCUCCUAGUAUUGUAUUUAUGGCCGGCUGCCUCUCUACCCAUCUCCGGGACCUUGCAGGAGGAGGAGAUGACUCUGAGCUGUCCAGGAGUCAGCAGUGAAGAAGAGCUUCUCCCAUUUCUUCCCAAAACAGUAUCUUUCAGAAUAAGUGGUGAGGAUCUCCUGCUUGAAGUGCAAGUAAGGGCUCGGCCAGACUGGCUCCUGGUCUGCCACGAGGGCUGGAACCCUGCCCUGGGGAUUCACAUUUGCCAAAGUCUCGGGCACCUCAGACUCACUCACCACAAGGCAGUGAAUCUGUCUGACAUCAAGCUCGCCAGAUCCCAGGAGUUUGCUCAGUUGUCUACUAGACUGGGAGGCCGCCUACAGGAGGCAUGGCAGCCCAGUGCUAACUGUCCUUCUGGCCGAAUUGUUUCUCUCAAAUGUUCUGGUGAGUCAUAUCCUGUGUCCAGAAAGUUGGUAGUGGGAAGAGAGAGUCUUCCAGUUCUCCUGAGUGUGGAAGAGCU